AUGCAGUCUGAAGAUAUUCAUGAAGCAUUAUCUCCAAUUUCAUGGCUCGCCGGUCGCUGGAAAACGGAAGCCGGCGAAGGACACUUUCCAAACUUGCAUGAUUUUAAAUAUCAUGAAGAAUUGGAGUUCAUUUGUAUCGGUCAGUCGAUGUUCAACUACAUAUCAACCUCACGUCAUCCUGAAAAACAAACUCCGAUGCAUCAAGAGAGAGGUUUCUUAAAGAUCAAGCCUGGAACAAAUGAGCUUGCAUUCAUGGUCAGUCAUAACUUCGGUCUAACAUCGCUCGAAGAAGGUCAAUACAGUGUUGAAAAUAAAGAAAUCAAAUUGACAACAACGAACUUAUCGAGAUGUUCUUUCUCUAAGCCUCCUCAUGUUAAGAGAUUGGAAAGAAAAUUCAAAUUAUUGGAACCAGAGGUUUUGGAAGUGAUUUUAUAUAUGGAGACUGAUACUACACCAUUGAGCGAGCAUCUUAGAGCGGUUUAUAAGAAACUAUAG
Molecule: messenger RNA, 495 nt
Organism: Danaus chrysippus (African queen)
Lineage: Eukaryota; Metazoa; Arthropoda; Insecta; Lepidoptera; Nymphalidae
Source: the annotation of a GenBank genome assembly